CACGCUUGAUGAAGGAAACAGAAGUAUACGCCCGCUGAAACGUCCUUGAAACGGCUGCAUCGCCUCCGCUUCUCCCACCACUGCCCACCUUCGAGUACCGAGACCAGUGUCAACAGGGAGAGGGAACGGGAGAAAGGCAACAACACCAGAGAGGGAAAGCCAGGACUCAUCAUGGCGAGCGCGACAUCGACAGCGGUGCAUGUUGCGGACAGACCGUCUGCGGGAGCAGCGCCCGUUAAUGGCUCAGUACAUGGAGCCAAGGGAGGCUCUAGCCAUGCAUGCGGGGAGAGGUCUGAAGGCGAGAAGAGUCUUAGAGGCGAAAAGAGGCAUGGAAGCGGGAGAAAGGAUCCACGUUCAGCUUCCCGGAAAUACAAGCAUACCUUUGCUGUGCACGCAGAUGCUCGACCCUCCGUCUUUAGUGCAGACGCGCCCACCUCUCCCUCUACAUUGGGCUUCAGGAACCUUAUGGCGCUGGUCAUCAUCAUCUCCAAUCUGCGCCUGAUGAUUGACAACUACAGCAAAUACGGACCACUUGUGGCCAUCUCGGGAGGAGCGAAGGUCAAGGAAGGAGACUGGAAAUGGUUCAUCAUUCUCUACAUCCUCACGCCCUGCCACUUGUUUAUCGCCUAUUGGAUCGAAUGGGCAGCUGCGCGAUAUGUCGAGAACGUGGCUGCGAGAAUGCAGAGAGAGGGACAGGUCGGCGCGGAACAGAUCAUCAAGGAGGAGAGGAGAAAGUCGAAAAGCUUCUUCUCAACAUGGUCAGCCAUAGCCAUCAGUCACGCACUGAAUGCAACUUUCAUGCUUGCAUUUGCAACACAUGUCGUCUACUAUUGGAUCCACAAUCCCGGCUUAGGCACCAUCACCGAGCUCCACGCCGUCGUGGUCUGGCUCAAAGUCUGCUCAUACGCUUUCACGAAUCGCGACCUGCGACAAUCAUACCUGCGCUCAGACGCCGUCAGUGAAAUGCCAGAGCUAUACAGACAAUGUCCCUAUCCACGUAACAUCAACUUCUUGAACCUCUGCUACUUCUGGUGGGCCCCCACAUUGGUCUACCAACCAGUCUACCCUCGAUCUUCACGAGUCCGAAAGGACUUCGUCGUCAAACGCUUCCUCGAGUUUGCCGCCCUCGGCGUUCUCAUCUGGAUCACCUGUGCACAGUACGCUGUCCCUCUGCUCAACAACAGCAUUGACGAGAUUGCCAACCUGCGUGGCAUCAAGAUCAUGGAAAGAGUGAUGAAGCUGAGCACCAUCAGCCUCGUCUGCUGGCUCGCCGGCUUCUUCGCCCUGUUCCAAUCAUUCCUCAACUUCCUCGCAGAAAUCAUGAGAUUCGGAGAUCGAGAGUUCUAUGGAGACUGGUGGAACUCCAGCGAUGUGCGAAGUUAUUGGACAUCAUGGAACAAACCCGUCACCCACUUCAUGAAGCGACAUGUCUACUCACCUAUGGUAGGAAGGGGAGUGCCUCCCGUUGUCGCUCAAGUGCUCACCUUUAUCUUCUCCGGCGUCCUCCACGAAGCGUUAGUGGGAGUUCCCACGCACAACAUCCUUGGAGUCGCAUUCAUCGGCAUGAUUGGACAACUGCCCCUCAUCUUCCUCACCGACCUCAUCCAAAAGUAUGGCGGCAAUGGACCCAAUGCGAAACUGGUGGGAAAUUGCACCUUCUGGUUCACCUUUUGUAUGUUCGGACAGCCGCUUGCUGCACUGAUAUACUACUUUGCGUGGCAGUCGAAAUACGGUGCUGGAGUUCAGAUCAAGUUGCGAUAGGACAGUGACUUGGCGAAGAAUUAUGCCCUGCUCAUGACUGCCUGCUUUUGGGUAUUGGCUUGGUCUUGGAUGUUGUUGUGGUGGGAGGAAGAUUUCGAUUUACCUGAUCUGUAUGAUUUAGAUUAAAGUACUUACCUUAUCGUAGUGUUUUUUGUUUGUUCGUAUGUACGUACGUACGUACACGGUUCUUACCUUACCUUACGGUG
Messenger RNA from Sphaerulina musiva SO2202, 1967 nucleotides. Its product is annotated as diacylglycerol O-acyltransferase. The coding region runs from base 172 to 1761 and encodes 529 amino acids. Gene Ontology annotation, cellular component: endoplasmic reticulum membrane. The record is from RefSeq and is a predicted model, not a curated record. NCBI's taxonomy places the organism in Eukaryota, Fungi, Ascomycota, Dothideomycetes, Mycosphaerellales, Mycosphaerellaceae. The transcript has a single exon. Gene Ontology annotation, molecular function: diacylglycerol O-acyltransferase activity. Gene Ontology annotation, biological process: triglyceride biosynthetic process.